Messenger RNA from Prinia subflava (tawny-flanked prinia), 2599 nucleotides. RefSeq names its product gasdermin-A3-like. The coding region runs from base 362 to 1702 and encodes 446 amino acids. Gene Ontology annotation, molecular function: phosphatidylserine binding; phosphatidylinositol-4-phosphate binding; phosphatidylinositol-4,5-bisphosphate binding. The transcript is spliced from 10 exons. NCBI's taxonomy places the organism in Eukaryota, Metazoa, Chordata, Aves, Passeriformes, Cisticolidae. The record is from RefSeq and is a predicted model, not a curated record. Gene Ontology annotation, biological process: defense response to bacterium; pyroptotic inflammatory response.
CCUCCUGCUGCCAGCAGCAGGGACACUUUCCUGUCCAGUCUGGGCUGCGACACUUCCAGCAAUGGGCUUUCGUCUCCUCCAUCUGUAGAAGUUUGAGUUAUCCGCAGCCCCUUUAACAGACUCUGCUCAGUGACUGAAAAGGAAGUGUUACGCCAUCACCGGCCAAUUUGUGGAAGCGGAACCCUGUCAGGAGGAUGAAGUGAUCUCACAGCUGGGAACAACAGAUAAGCUGCUGGGAACAGCCAGGGAUCGUCCAGCACGGAUCGGGUCUAACACCCCUCCCGCCCAGGUGGUGCUUUGGGCAGCUCCCUGUUAGCAAGAAAUCUCCUUGGCUUUGCUUUAAAAACUCAGCCACAGCAGAAUGUUCAAAAAACUCACCAAAUGCAUCGUAAAUGAAAUGGAUCCAAGCAAGGAAAUGGUCCCUGUUGAGAGCAUCGCACACCAGGAGCACUUCAGGCUUCUCUAUCUACUGACAAAAAAAAGAAAAUCAAACCGAAUAUUCCACCCAGCUCCUUACUAUGAGCCAACAGGGUUCACACUGGAUCAUGUGCUGCUGCCUGGAGAAGUGCAUAUAAACAUAGAGACCAUCCGACAAGAUUCCAGCCCAUUUACUCUCACAAAAACCAGCACUGACCAAGCUGAUGGAGGUCUCAGCAUUUCUGUUGACCCUGCAAGCGUAGGGCUGCAAGGAGCUGCCUCCUUGUCCAAUGUCUUUUCCAUCAAGACACAGAAGAAGAGCAUAUCACGGGACUCACUGGAGGCACUGAGAAGAAAAAGGGGAAUCAACAUGGAUCAUUCCUUCAUCCGACAACUACAGAAAACAGACAUCGGUCUAUUUGUGGUCACUGAAAUGCUCGAAGCUUCGGAGAGUGCCGUCUACAGGGAAUGCACCAGGGCAGACGGGGGCUUCAUCGCCCAUUGUUAUGCCAAAUUUUCUGCAAAGGGCACCAGAGAGAACAACCAAAGCAUAGCCAUACCCAAGGGCUGCACCCUGGCCUUCAAUACCAUCCCGCUACAAAUAAGAGAUGGAGCCUGGGAAUUGGAUUAUUUCCGAAGAGGAGACUACAUAAUUGCAUCUUAUGAAGGUCCCUCACAAGGAAAUUUAGGAGUGGUGCUGAUAGAAGUUGAAAACCACUGUCAAAUUUUCUCCAAGUUGUCUCCUGACGUGCUGCUCAUUGUCUUAAACACCAUCAAAGCUGUGAUGGGAGACAACAACCUCCUUCAGGAGCUCAGCCACAAAAUGGAAGACGUUCUUGAGCAAAAUGAUGGUUAUGAGCUGAAAUCUGAGAGCCCAAAAUUACAAGCCCUGUUCAGCACCUUACAGCAUUUCCCAAGAGGUGAUCUCCUUCUGCUGGCUGAAGGAAUCACCUACGUCCUUGAUGCUUUGCAUGAGUUAAUGGAGGAUCAGCUGCUGCUGCUGCUGGAAUCCUUGGAAAGGAAGAUUGUGUCCCAACAGCUGAAGCUGGUUGGAAACCUACUGAAACACGACCUGGAGUAUCGGAUGGAGAAUUUCCGUGUGGAUGCUGGGCUGCUGUCCUUCCCACACGCAGAGGAUCAGAAGUUAACCAUUGCCCUGGUGGAGCUGAGUGGAGUGCAGCUCCAGGAAGAUGGAUCAGCUGUCCCUACGGAUCAGCCCUUCGAGGCUGUGGCUGCCCUGUUUGUGGCCCUGUACGCCCUCAACCUCCUGAGUGGCUCUGAGUAGGAGGUACCUGGCCCUGCCCAGGGAAAUCCUCUGUAAAGGGUUGGGAAAUCUCUGCUGAUGAACCAGGUUGCUCUCCCAAUAUCAUCCAUCUUAAUGCUCAAGGCUGCUUUUGCUGGCAAAAGCAUAUUUAAGGCUGGAAUAUUCAUUAUGGAUGCUAAAGGCUUGGUAUCAAAGUAGAUUUGUCUGUCUGUCUCCCCAGGAAUUCUGAGGGACAACAGGAAAAUCCAAAAGCCCAAGUACUCACAGGCUUGGCACCAGUGGCUCAUGUAAUCCUGCUUCCUCAAAAUGCUGCUGCUGCUUCUCCAGUCAGUAAAUGGGAAAGGGAAGGGCAAAGGGAAUGGAAAGGGGAAGGGAAUGGAAAGGGAAAGGGGAGAUGCAUGGGAAAAUUGAAAGAACAUACUAAGGCAAAAGGGAAUUGCAAAGGAAAAGGGAGGAAAUGAGAAGGAAACAAAAGCCAAAGGAAAACAUCUGCAGUGAUUCACCAUGGUCCAGCUCUGGUUCAGCAGGGGUCCAUCAAGUGCUGGUUGUAGGAAGGUGGGGGAUCCCAAAGGUUUCACUGACACCUCCCUCAUCCCAUCUUCCCGAGACGCUCAGGAAUCACAGACAGCACUUCAGAGAAACACUAUAAACACUCUCAUUAAAAAUUUAUAAAGAGAGAGCAGCUUCUUGCUAAGCAAUUGGGUGUUCUCAAAGCCAAUUUCUUAAUUUCAUACCUUUUCAGUCCCAUGGCAACAUCUGACAACCACAGGACUGAGGCCGUACCAGAAAUAAGGGCCCCUGAUGUGGAUACAGGAGUCUCCUGUAGAGAACUUUCUAUAAUAAAACAUGAAUAUUUUGAUUACUCCUUUGUACACUAUUCCAAGAGAGACUAAUAAAAGAGAAGUUUUCAUGUAAAAA